Messenger RNA from Klebsormidium nitens, 855 nucleotides. NCBI's taxonomy places the organism in Eukaryota, Viridiplantae, Streptophyta, Klebsormidiophyceae, Klebsormidiales, Klebsormidiaceae. The record is from the annotation of a GenBank genome assembly.
AUGACGAAGAACUUGGCCAGGAUUUCGACAACUUCGGCCACGGAGCUGCUUUUCCGGAUUGCGGUCGAGAAAGCGAUCGGACGCCCGCCCGGACGCACGGAUGGCGACCUCUUGCCUGCCGCCCAGGGUUUCUGCGAAUUACUAAAGGACGCGGUAGUCACCACGCUUCUCGUAGAAGAGGACGCCCCAACGCGAUCGGAGUAUGAUCCAAGCCCAGCGCGGAGCCCCGAGUGGGCCUGCCAGUUGCUUGAGUCGCUCUACUGUCUCGAAGUCCCCCCAGAAACUAUGGAGUCGGUAGUCGCUCACCUGCUCGCCAAGCCCCGGCUUCACGACAUGGGCAAAACAAUGCUUCCAGCAAUCGAGCCGCUCUUUGAGUGGUUAGGGGCCGAGCGCGCAAAGGACGCGCCCUGGUUUGUGAAACUCUGCCUGGGCUGCCUGGCCGAGCUGCGGGAAGAGGUCUGCGUGAAACCUCGCGAGCCGCGUAACUGGGCGAUGCCCGUCACGUGCGUUUGCAGCUGUAAGCGGUGUCAGGAGCUGGUGAAGCUGUGCCUCGAUCCGGCCCGUGCGUACUUGCUGAUGGAGGAAGUGACAGAAGACGAGGAGGCGCAUCUGCGGGACAGCGUGCAAAGGUACAAUCUGCCCAUCUCGCCGGAAGAGCGAGAUGGACAAACUGACCUUGAGUGGACAAAAGCGGGAUCCGAUAAGUUCCCGGAUCAAUCAGAAUUAAGGGGAGCGAUCUGGGAUCAAAGAAAGCUUGCGAUGAAAGCAAAGAAACUACGAGACAAUCGAGCCCUCAUCCGCAACAUGCUCGGUGACUUGCUGGGGGAGGGCUUAAAUUCAACUCGUGGAGUGUGA